Molecule: messenger RNA, 2595 nt
Organism: Zasmidium cellare ATCC 36951
Lineage: Eukaryota; Fungi; Ascomycota; Dothideomycetes; Mycosphaerellales; Mycosphaerellaceae
Exons: 1
Coding region: 1-2595 (864 amino acids)
Source: RefSeq, a predicted model, not a curated record
AUGUUUGUUCCUCCGCCGCCAAUAAGACUCUCCCGAGAGGAAGUCGAUCGACGACUCGCUGCGCAGAGAGGGCGGCCAGAGUCGUCUUCAGCAGGUGGGACGGGAGAUCAAAGAACCAACUCGUCAUCCUCCACCCGCGAGGAACAGCAAAAUGCGACAUCCACGCAACGAAAUCGCCGACACCACCAGGCCAUAGCAAUGCUGCACAGCUCCCCUCCACACACGCCUCCUCCCCGAACACCACCACCCCUCGCCCCGCACGAGCGAGGAGGAGGCAUCGAUCGCCGCGCGAUUGGGAGUCCACGACCAGAUAGCAGCGCCGCAAGACGAACGCUGCCCGUCUUCGAAGAACCCCGACGAGCUCCAGCAACCCCCAAACGACCCCCUCGACCACCGAGUGAGCUCUUCCUCCCCCCACCGCCCGAACCACCGAAACAUGGGCGGGUCCCUACCUCGCGCCCGCUGAGGGUGGACGAGUCGCCGCCUCUGCCACCGAUUCCGGAUAAGUCGCCUUUGAGACAAGUUGUGACUCUGCACAGGGAGGAAUCGCAGAGUUCGUUGAGUCCUAGGCCGUUGUUCAGCGAUAUGUCAUUCGACAAGCCUGCGACGCCGCCGUCCGCGAAACCUCUCGUCGAAAGGAGUGUGUCUGGAUCGAUCUUAUCAGUGGCGUCAUCGUCGUCGACCAAGACAGCACCAAAGGCGCCUUCGAGACAGCAUGCCGCGCUCACGGACGCGACGUUCAAUGCGGCGUUGGCGAGCAUGAAGGCGAGGGCGAAGAGGGAUUCCGGGCCGUCGACAUCGUCGCUUUCCACAACGGCUUCUUCCAUAGACCCUGGGUCUCUUGUACGGUCUUCAACGGCGCCGCCUAGUUUGUAUCGCGCGAAUAGUUUUUCAUCGUUAAAGGUGGCGAAGAGUGCGGUGUUCAGGGGCAGUGGGAGUGCGUGCAGUCCGACGAAGUCGCGACAUGCUAGAAAGCUUUCUGCGACUCGGUCCUUGGAUUCGCAGCGAAUGACCACCGCCGCUCAUAUGCGCGCGGCACUGCUCGAGGCGGAAGAUAGAAAGCGAACGAAACGGCCAGAUUCAAUCGUCAAGGCCGAGAGACCCAUCGCGCCGCCAUCAGCGCCGACGAGGUGGAAGAAGCGAAGAAAAGGGGAGACGAUGAGCAUGCUCUUGGACGCUGGCUUCUUUCCCGUGGAAGAGAUCAUUUACGGCAAGAACAAGAAGCCGAAAAGGCCACCGUCCGAAUUGAGCUUUCGUAUCAACCUACCGCCGCGCCUCAGUUUCAUCGAGAAAGACUUACCAACGACCCCCAGCAGCAUCACUACGACGCCCACGGAACUCUACAACACAUCUCCGACUACACCCCGGUCCAGGACGCGCAAUCGUAAAUCGGGUGGUUCGACGGGGAGUCCUCUCUCCCAGAUCUCGGAGAGUGAUGUUAAUGUCGACGCAAAUGAUGGUGGUGGUGGAGGUUGGUUCAGAAAAGAGUCUGAACAGCUCUCUCCCACGAGGCUGGCAGCAAUCCCCGAGGAUUCAGCGGCAGGUGAGAAUUCGCCACUGCCCUCAGGUGUGUCGACGCCUGUGGCGACGCAGAUACAUUUAAGAGGAGGCUCCAUCAUCACCGUGACACCGCCAGAGCUCACCGCGUGGCAACCGACGUUAUACAUCCACGGACCCAUCAAGCUGCCGACGCCUCAGAUCAUGCCGAGGAAGAAUUCUGUUGCGAGUCUUGAGCCUUUUCAGGAAGCAAUCGAUCAAGUCUACCAGCACGCGUUGGCCAUCCCCCGACGAAGAAGCGACGAUAUGGUGGUCGACGACAUUUGCGAAUUUUUUGACGAGUUCGGUUUCGAGAUGGUCAGUUUCGACGGGGAUCGAUUAUCGCUGGUGGAGUCGGAAUUGGAUGAAAUCGAGGAGAUGGAGUACGAAACGGAUUUAGAACGUUUCAGCACGCCGCCAAACGAACAGCCAGUUGCCAGUCCUGUCGAAGUGGUGAUUGCCAAGGAUAUUAUCGAGACAGCAGCGAGCAAGCCACCACCGGCCCCCGUGCCGACUGUCGUCCUCCCCAUGCCUGAAGUGAUUGCACCGCCGGUGGAAAAUGAAGAAACAUUACGAGCUCGAGGCAUCGCUCGAUUGUCCAGAAGCUCCGCGGGCUCCAUGCCUGUGAAUGAACAGAAAGACUCUCUUACGAUAGGCAAGGACCGGGAAGGGAGUCUCCCCCUUCUCCCAGCACCAGAAGAGAGCAUGUUGGAUGCCGUACUUCAGCCAUCGCAUAGGAAAGGUCGAGACAGCGCCAGCUACGCGUCGAGUGUUCAGAGCAGCCGACGGGGGCGGGACAGCACGAGUUACGCAACGAGCACGCACAGCAGCCGGUUUGGAAAGGAUAGCGCCAGCGUGCACAGCAGCCAAAUCGGGGCGGGCGGGCAAGGGUUCGAAUGGGAUGACGAUGUGGAAGAGAUCGAUGCAGGCUCAGCCUGGUUUGCACCUGUGGCAGCACCGAAAAAGCCUGGCAUUAGCAGAGGGCUGUCGACUCGCAAGACGCGGAAUCCAGUGGCCAAGAUGAGACGGUUGGUCGCGACGGCGUCGACGAUUCUGUAG